Messenger RNA from Carica papaya (papaya), 1139 nucleotides. RefSeq names its product isopentenyl-diphosphate Delta-isomerase I. Gene Ontology annotation, cellular component: cytoplasm. The record is from RefSeq and is a predicted model, not a curated record. NCBI's taxonomy places the organism in Eukaryota, Viridiplantae, Streptophyta, Magnoliopsida, Brassicales, Caricaceae. Gene Ontology annotation, biological process: isoprenoid biosynthetic process; isopentenyl diphosphate biosynthetic process. Gene Ontology annotation, molecular function: isopentenyl-diphosphate delta-isomerase activity.
AUUCAUCGGUGUUGGCGGAUAGUGCAGACUUGCUCAAAUGUCUCUUCUUUUUAAUACCCCAAAAAAUUUCAGACUCCGUUCUCUAACUCUUUCCCCUUCUUCUCCUUCCUUCUCCUCUCCCAAAUCCCUUCUUCCCUUUCUCUCUCCCGCGUCUGCCUCUCCUAGACGCUUUCCCUCUUUCUUCUCAACCAGAGCAUCACUCUCUUCUCCCGCCUCCGCCACUACCAUGGGUGAUGCUACUGAUGCUGCCAUGGAUGCUGUUCAGAGACGCCUUAUGUUCGAAGACGAAUGCAUUCUAGUGGAUGAAAAUGAUCAUGUUGUUGGUCAUGACACCAAAUAUAACUGCCACUUGAUGGAAAAGAUUGAAUCUGAAAAUUUGCUACAUAGGGCUUUCAGUGUGUUUCUGUUUAACUCAAAAUAUGAGUUGCUCCUUCAGCAACGGUCUGCAACAAAGGUAACUUUCCCACUUGUGUGGACAAACACCUGUUGUAGCCAUCCUCUGUACCGGGAAUCUGAGUUAAUUGAGGAGAAUGCCCUCGGUGUGAGGAAUGCUGCACAAAGGAAGCUUCUGGAUGAGCUUGGUAUUCCUGCUGUAGAUGUUCCAGUUGAUCAAUUCACCCCCUUGGGCCGCAUGCUGUACAAGGCACCUUCUGAUGGCAAGUGGGGAGAACAUGAACUUGAUUACCUGUUGUUCAUUGUGCGAGAUGUUAACGUCAAUCCAAAUCCCGAUGAAGUUGCUGAUAUUAAGUAUGUGAACCGGGAUGAAUUGAAGGAGUUGUUAAGAAAGGCAGAUGCUGGUGAGGGGGGUAUUAAGCUGUCACCAUGGUUCAGAUUAGUAGUGGACAAUUUCUUGUUCAAGUGGUGGGAUCAUGUCGAGAAAGGAACCCUGAAAGAUGCUGCUGACAUGAAAACCAUUCACGGGUUGACUUAAAAAAAAAUUGUAGCAUUUCCAGCUGCCGCCAUCCGAUUUAGCUUGGCAAUCUGGACUGAUGAUGAUGUUGUUAUUCCUUUCAUGCCUCUUCCGCUUAUGAACUUUAUUUGCUACAAUUUUGCUAUUUAAAUGUCUUUAAAAACGCUUCUUUUGGGUUGGAUGUAAUAUCAUGGUUUUGAAAUUCAAUAAUACAAAUUUUCUUCAUGCU